Messenger RNA from Juglans microcarpa x Juglans regia, 576 nucleotides. Its product is annotated as homer protein homolog 1-like. The transcript is spliced from 3 exons. The coding region runs from base 1 to 576 and encodes 191 amino acids. The record is from RefSeq and is a predicted model, not a curated record. Lineage: Eukaryota; Viridiplantae; Streptophyta; Magnoliopsida; Fagales; Juglandaceae.
AUGCAUUUGGAGGGUGAGAAAAACCAACUAGCCGACGAGUUGGCUCUUUUUGAAGCUCACUCCCAUUCUUUUGAUGACGAGUUGGCUACUCUUCGUACCCAAGUUGUUUCGCUCCAAGAAGAGCUAGCGACUUCUUCUACGAAUGUUGACCUCUACCGUCAGGAGUUGGCAGCAAUUGGAAAAGAACGUGAUGACCUUGCUAUUCGCCUGAAUGAAGCAGGGGGAGUUUUGCGUGAGAGGGACAACUUGGUGGAGCAUGUUUUGAAAGAGCGGGAUGGCUUUGAUCGCGCAAACUUAAAAAUCGAAGGAUUGGCUAAGUCCAAAUCCGAAAAUGCUUCUCGCCUGGCCUCUCUUGGAGAUGAAAAGAGGGAGUUACUUAUAAAGUUGGGGGCAGCUGAAGGGAUGAAAGUAGAAGCCGAGAAAAACUUGGCUGAGCUUGAUGAGGUUGUUAAGUCUGCCAAGAAAAUAAUUUCUAUCCUAGAACGCCGAUUGGCUGAGUUGCGAUCUGCUUUGGAGAACUCUCCGAAUGACCUUAAUCAGAUUCUUCCCCAGUUGGCUGCUGCCCCCAAGAUUUGA